AUAGGAAAAGCUCGUUGCUCAAGGACUAACAGUUCGAGCUCAUAUCUUUUGCAGCUUGUUCCGUCUAUUACACGCCACCAUUACAAUGCUCUUAUAUUAGAUGUAUCUUUAUAUGAAGUGCGCGCACGGUUAGCGACCUGUCGAGCAGCAACAGGUUGAUCGACAAGGCGCCUAUAGGGCCGCAAGAUGGACGACGAUAAUGUGUCUGUCACGAGCAGGCGCUCGACUGCUUCCACAGUCACGGGGGGGAAGGCUGUGCCGGCUGUAAUCGCCAACAAAACCAGGGAAGAGCUCCAGGUUUAUGUCUUGGAUCUGCUGAAAAAGCUCAAAAUCCGGGACAAGAAAAUUGAAGAACUUGGCGCAGCUAAGAAAGCGGAUGGGGGGGCUGUGGCUGACAGCGGGCCAGCAGCUGCGGAGCUGCUGCAGCGCGCCGAGAAGGCGGAGGCGGCGGCGCGCGCUGCCGAGGCGGCUGCCAGCGGGCUGCGGGCGGAGCUGGCACUGACGAAGGACGCGCUGGUAGAAGCGAAGCAGCGAGCCGAGGAGGCCCAGUCGGCGAUGGAGGCUUCCCGCGCAGAGCUGGAGGCGCUGGUGGCGCAGUCGCGGGGCGGGGCGCUGGCAAACGAGGAGCGCAUGCAGGAGCAAAUGCAGGAGCUGAACUCGCUGCGCGAGGCGCUGUCAGCCUCCAAGCAGGCGGCCCGCGACUGGGACGAGCAGCGGACGGCGAUGGGGCAGCAGAUGGGCUCCCUCAAGACGGCGCUCAAGGAGAUGAGCGAGGAGCGCGAGAGCGCGUUCAGCCGCCUGGGUGAGACCCGCGAGCGCAUCGCCGAGCUUGAGGACGCUCUGGCUGAGGCCGAGUCCAAGGCGGCUGCCGGCGGCGGCGACCUGGAGGCCGCAAACGCUCGCCUGGCCGAGCUGGAGGCAGAGCUGGCGGCAGCCAAGGCAGCGGCGGAGGCCGCCGCGGGCGGCGCCGGCGCCGCUGCCGAGGCGGCGCAGGCAGAGGCCGCAGAAGCGCGCCAGCGCGCCGCUGAGCUGCAGGAGCAGCUGGCGGAGGCGGAGGCGCGCGCCGCUGGCCUCGAGUCCGAUCUCGCCGCCGCUACCGCAGCUGCGGCGGAGGCCGACGAGAAGGCCGCAGCUGCUGAGCAGAAGGCCGCCGCGGCGGAGGCUGCGGCCGCCUCUGCUUCUGCACCUGCCGCAGUCGCUGCCCCCGGAUCCACCUCCAACGGCUCGGGUCUAGAGGCUUCGCUGCGCGAGGCCAACGCGCGUGUGGCCGAGCUGGAGGGCGAGCUGAUCGCCUCGGCGCGCAAGCUGGCGGAGGCGGAGGACGGCGCGGUGGCCACGGUGGCCAAGGAGAAAAAGCGCUAUGAGGCGCUGGAGGCGCGGCUGAAGGAGACGCAGCAGCGGCUGGCGGAGGUGGAGGCAGCGCUGGUGGAGGCGCAGGCGCGGGCGGCGGAGCUGGAGGCGGCGAACGUGCGACUGGCGGGCGAGCGCGAGGAGCUGCUAACGCUGCAGGACCAGGCGGCGGGCGAGAUCACCAAGCGUAUGCAGGCGCUGUCGGACAAGGACCGCGAGAUCAGCAACAUGACGGUCAUGCUGCAGCACGCGGAAGCGUCCAUGGAGGAGAUGGCAGCGCGGCUUGAGGACGUGGAGGACAAGGCGGCGGGCGGCGGAGACCAUGCUGCCGAGCAUAUGAGUGAGGUGCUGCAGGCGCGGGCGCGCAUCUGCGCGGGGGCGGAGGCGCUGAGCUCGGCGGUGGAGGAGAUGGAGGCGGCGCAGCAGCGGGCGGCGGCGCGCGCGCAGGAACGCGAGGAGGCGGUGGCGGCGCUGUCGCGGCUCGCGAUGACGUUGGCAAUGUCCGCCUCGGCCUCGGCAGCACCAGGCGCCGGCGAGGGGGCCGCAGCGGCUGGCGGUGAUGGCGGCAGCGGCGGCGACGCCGCGGCGUUGGGCGCGCUGCGGGGCCAGUUGGCGGAGGCGCAGCUGGAGCUUCAGCACAAGGCCGCGUACGUGGCCAUGGUCACCCAACAGCUGGAGGAGGCCUCCCACAAGAUGGAGGGCCUGCAGGAGCAGCUGUCGGCGGCCCAGAGUGAGCUAGGGGAGCUGCAGCAGAAGCAGCAACAGGAGCGGGAGCAGCAGGAGCAGGCGGCGUCUGCAGAGGCGGCGGCGCUGCGACAGCAGCUGGAGGCGGCGGGCGAGAAGCUGGCAGCGGCGGAGGCGGCGGCGUCCAAGGCGGCGGCGGACGCGGAGUGGCGCGUGUCGGAGCUGGCGGGCGAGGUGGAGGAGUUGCGGGAGGCGCUGGAGGAGCGGGAGGCCGAGGUGGGCAAGACCAAAUCGCAGCUGCAGGAGCUCCGCCAGCAGCUUGAGGAGCAACAGCAAUCUGCCGCCGACGGCUCGUCUAGCCAGGCCGCGACUGAGGCGGUGGUGGAAGCCGCCAAGGCCGCCGCCGCCAAGGCGGCGGCGGACGCGGAGUGGCGUAUCUCGGAGCUGUCCGGGGAGCUUGAGGAGCUGCGGGGCCUGCUGUCAGACAAGGAGGCAGAGGUGGGCAAGCUGACGUCAGCGCUGGCGGAGGCACAGGCGGCUGCGGAGGCUGCGAAGCAGGCAGGCGCCGAGGGCGCGCAGCGCGCAGGCGACGCGGCAGCGGAGGCGGAGGCCGCAGCGGAGCUGCGGGCGCGCAUUGCGCAGCUGGAGGCGGAGCUGGAAGCGGCUGGCGAGAAGCUGGCGGCGGCGUCUCCUAAGGCGGCGGCGGACGCGGAGUGGCGCGUGUCGGAGCUGGCGGGCGAGGUGGAGGAGCUGCGGGAGGCGCUGGAGGAGCGGGAGGCCGAGGUGGGUCGACUCAAGCGCGAGGCCGCUGCCGCCUCUGCCGCCGCCGCCCCCGCUGCCGAUGGAGAGGAGCAGGGCAGGGCGACGGCGGAGCUGCAGGAGCAGGUGCAGAGGCUGCAGGGCGAGGCGCGGGAGGCGCUGGCGCGCGCCGCCGACCUGGAAUCGCAGCUGGCGGCAGCGGUGGACGCGACGGCGGCGGCGCAGGCUCGCGUGGUGGAGCUGGAGGCCCAGCUGGCGGCGGCCGCGUCAGCGGCAACGGCAGCGGAGGAGCGAGGCCAUGCGGGCGAGGGUGUGGGCGAGGGUGCAAGCCGCUCUGACGGCGGUGCCGGCGACGCAGGUGCCAGUGGCGACGACGGCGCCGCCGCGGCUGCAGCGGCGGCGGCGGAGACGGCUGCGGCUGCUGCCAGUGGUGAGCUGAGCCACAAGGCGGCAGAGCUGGCGGAAGCGAAUGAGAAGAUGGCCAAGGAGCUGCAGGACGCCAAGCGCAAGCUGGUGGCUCUCGCCAAGAAGCGCCAGGCCGACGCCGCAGCCGCCGCCAAGGAGGCCGACUCCAAGCUGGCGGCGGCCAGGGCAGCGGCGGCGGCGGAGCUGGAGGCGGCACAGGCGGCCGCGGCGGCGGCGGCCCGGCAGCUGGAGGCGGCGCACGCAGAGAAGGAGCAGCUGCAGACGCAGGUCUCCAACCUGUCCAACAGCGUGGCGGACCUAAUGCGGCAGCAGGCCAAUGCCAACGCCGAGGCGGCCAAGCAGGAGGCGCUGCUGCAGGAGUACAAGGCGCUGGCGGCCCAGAAGGACGGCGCGGCGGGCCAGGCCACUGCGCGGCUGGAGGCGGAGAUGAAGCGGGUCAAGGCCGAGCACGAGGCGGCGCUCAACAAGGUGGCCACGCGGCUGCGCGACCGCGAGGUGGAGCUGGAGGCAGCCACCGCCUCGCUGGCCAGGGCGGAGCGGGAGGCGGCGGCGGCGGCGGCCGAGGCGGCGGAGGCGCGGCGCGUGGCGGCGGCGGCGGCCAGCGGCAGCAGCGCGGCGGAGGCGGCGGCGCGGGCGGAGGCGGAGGUGCUGCGGGGCGACGUGGCGGCGCUGCGGAAGGAGCUGGAGGCGGAGCGGAACAAGAACAGCAAGGCGCUGGAGGACGCGCGCAAGCGGCUGGCCAAGGCGCAGAAGGCGCAGCACGCCGCGGAGGUGGCGCUGGCGGAGGCGCGCGGCAAGAGCCAGGCCGAGGCCACGGGCGUGCGUGUGGAGCUGGGCAUGCUGAGUCAGCAGCUGGAGGGCGUGCGGAAGGACAAGGAGGCGCUGGAGGCGGAGCUGAAGGACUACCGCAACAGGGCGCAGGCGCUGCUCAAGGCCAAGGACACGGAAAUCGCCCGCGCCAAGGAGGUGGCCGCCUCCGCCGCCGCCGCCGCCGAGAGCGAGGAGCUGGCGGCGCUGCGGCAGCAGCUGGCGGCGGCGCUGGCGGCGGCGGAGGCGGCGGAGCGCGAGGGCGCGGAGGCGGCGGAGCGGGCGGCGGAGGCGGCGGCGGCGGAGGCGGAGCGGCUGCGGCUGGCACUGGAGGCGGCGCAGUCGUCCGCCGAGUACUACGAGGGCCUGACGCAGCGCGCGCAGGCGGCUGCCGACGACUACGCGCGGCGUGUGGAGGCGCUUGAGGCUCGGCUGGCGCACCACAGCGCGGAGGGCGAGGCGGGGCGGCGCGCGGCGGAGGAGCUGGCGGCGGCGGCGGAGCGAUACGCGGCGCUGCAGUCGGAGCUGGCCUCUGUGCGCGAGGAGCUGCGCUCCUUCCGCUCCUCCAGCGAGGCGCUGAUGGAGGCCAAGGACGCCGAGGUGCUCACGCUGGUGCGCCGCAACGCGCUGCUGCAGGAGGAGACGGUGGCGGCGCGGCAAGCGCUGGCGGCGGCGGAGUCGGCGGCCGCGGAGUCGCAGGCGGCCGCGGCGGCGGCGCAGGCGGCGGCGGACGCGGCGGCGGCGCAAAUGGAGGCGCGGGCGCGGCGGGCGGCGCUGUUGGACGACGAGGGGCGACUGGAGGAGGCCGCGCGCGCCGCCUUCAACCCGCCCGCCGGCGACACGGCAGCCGCCGGCGCCUCGGGGCCGGGUGCCUCGCGGCGCAGCCUGCGCGUCAGCGACAACGGCCUGCUCCCAGUCGGCGCCGCCAACCCCAACGCCAGCACCGAAAUCCUGGGCAGCCUCAUCCGACCCGAGGCCCUCUCCCUCGCCGCCGUCACCGACGGCGCCGCCGGGGCGGCCGCCGCCGCCAGGGCCGCCGGCGGCAGCGCCGGCAGCAGCGGCGGCGCUGGGCUGCCCACCUCGACUCUGGUGGCAGCCGAUGGCGGCGGCGAUGAGGCAGCCGGCCCCUCCUCCCUGCCCCGCGGCAUGGCGGGCUCCGCGGCGGCACUGCUGCCGCCCACGCCGCCGGGCGAGGGCGCGGCCGCGCCCUCGCCCUCCGCCGCCGCCGCCGCUGCGGCCGCCGCCGCCUCGGGCGACUACACGGCCAUGUACGCGGCGGCGGCGUACGGCGCGGAGGCGGGCGCGCUGGCGGCGGCGCGGACCGAGGUGGCGUCGCUGCGGGGGCACGUGGCCUCGCUGGAGCGGGAGGUGGCGGAGCUGGAGAAGGAGAUCUCCAUGCGCGAGGAGAUGGAGCGGGCGCUCAAGGAGAGCGUGCGCGACAUGGAGCGGUCCAUGCAGCGGGCGGCCAAGGGCGCCAACAUCAUCGACGCCGAGUACCUGAAGAACACGGUGAUCAAGAUGUUCCUGACCGGCGAGGCCGAGAAGCUGCUGCCCGUGUUCGCAACCAUCCUCAGCUUCAGCCCAGACGAGAUAAAGCGCUGCAAGGAGGGUCUGGCGGCGCUAAGCUGGGGCGAGGUGCCAAUGCCCGCCGCCGCGGCCGCCGUGGACGCAUCCCUAUCCGCCAUCAGCAGCCUCAGCAGCUGGACGUCGUGGCUAGGAGGCGGGGGAGGGGCAGGGGCAGGCGGGGGCGGGGCCACACCGGGUAAAGGAGGGCGUUGAGGUGGCUGGGAACGGGCAGGUUGUGCGCUUGGGCGCCGUGGUACGGUAUGCCAGCGGAGUGAGUUGCAGGUGUGGGGUGUCGGUGGGAAUGACGUGAUGCGGCUGCGACUGGCAGAUGUCGUGGUGGUUGUGAUUAGAGUAGGUGCCGAUGAACGUGCAGGAGGGCGGGCGGAGGAGGGACAGGCGGGGUGCAGAGGCAUUCCGAGUAGGCAGCCUAGGCGAUGAGCUCAGCGCUAGUUACGGUAGAUGAUGCCAUUGACUGCAGAUGCCCGUGGCGCGCUGAUUGAUGCACGUGCGACCGCUUUGGCAGCAGGGCGUCGUGUGGCAGCGAACGCGCAGCAAGGACUGAUAGGAGGCAUGUGGAGCUCAAGCCCACAUCGCCUGCCCUCAUGUAGCCGGAAGGUGAUCA
Messenger RNA from Chlamydomonas reinhardtii, 6214 nucleotides. RefSeq lists its product as uncharacterized. The record is from RefSeq and is a predicted model, not a curated record. Gene Ontology annotation, cellular component: Golgi apparatus. NCBI's taxonomy places the organism in Eukaryota, Viridiplantae, Chlorophyta, Chlorophyceae, Chlamydomonadales, Chlamydomonadaceae. The transcript is spliced from 26 exons. The coding region runs from base 187 to 5805 and encodes 1872 amino acids.